This is a messenger RNA of Nothobranchius furzeri (turquoise killifish), 1592 nucleotides long. Its product is annotated as protein Wnt-8a-like. Gene Ontology annotation, biological process: cell fate commitment; neuron differentiation; canonical Wnt signaling pathway. Gene Ontology annotation, molecular function: cytokine activity; frizzled binding. Gene Ontology annotation, cellular component: extracellular region. Lineage: Eukaryota; Metazoa; Chordata; Actinopteri; Cyprinodontiformes; Nothobranchiidae. The record is from RefSeq and is a predicted model, not a curated record.
CCGCUGCGCAUCGGACCCAAACGGCUCUGUAAAACCGGAAAAUGACGCAUUUUGUGUUUUGGUUUCUGUUCGUGCUUCUCCAAACCAACCCUGCACGUGCCUGGGUGGCCAGUAACUUUCUCAUGACAGGAUCAAAGGCUUUUCUCACCUAUGCCAGGAGCGUGCAGGUCGGUACGCAGACAGGGAUAGAGGAGUGCAAACACCAGUUUGCGUGGGACAGAUGGAACUGCCCAGACAGCGCAACUCAGCUUAGAGGACUGAGACGAGCCACCAGAGAGACGUCUUUUGUCCACGCCAUCAGCGCAGCAGGAGUCAUGUAUACCCUGACCAGAAACUGCAGCCUGGGCGACCUUGAAAACUGCGGCUGUGACGUGUCAAACAAUGGGAAAAUCGGGGGGCGGGGCUGGCUGUGGGGUGGCUGCAGUGACAAUGUGGAUUUUGGAGAGAGGAUCUCCAAACAGUACGUGGACGCGCAGGAGACCGGGCAGGACUCCCGGGCUGCUGUCAACCUGCACAACAACGCAGCAGGACGGCAGGCUGUGAAGGCCACCAUGAAGCGCAUCUGCAGGUGCCAUGGCAUGUCCGAAAGUUGCAGUGUCCAAACAUGCUGGACGCAGCUGUCAGACUUCAGAGAAAUCGGCAACUAUUUAAAGACCAAAUACAAUCAGGCUCAAAAGCUGGAUGUAGACAAAAAGCAUGUCAAGGCCGGGAACAGCGCGGACAGCCGAGGAGCUGUGGUGGAUGCGUUCAGCACCACUGCCGAAACCGAGCUCAUCUACCUGGAGGACUCCCCGGACUACUGCAGGAGGAACAGCAGCCUCGGACUCCUCGGCACGGAGGGCCGGGAGUGUCUGCAGCAAGGGCACGGGCUGAGCCAAGGGGAGAGGAGGAGCUGCCGCAGGCUGUGCCAUGAGUGCGGCCUGAGGGUGGAGGAGAGGCGCACGGAGACGGUGAGCAGCUGCAACUGCAGGUUCCACUGGUGCUGCAAGGUGAAGUGCGAGGACUGCUCUCAGGUUCUAGUGAAACAUGGGUGUGCCAGGAGGGAAGACGGACCCUGGUUCAGGCGGAGGCUGCAACAAGGACCCAAAUGAAAACUGUUGCUCUUCUCGUUAUUGUAUAACACAUGAAUGUAUAUUUAUAAAAAUAAGUUCUUUUAAUUAACAAAUGAUGCACUGAAACUGCAGUGGAGUAAUUAAUUAGAAGAAAUGUAAUAAUUUGGCCUCCAAGUUAGAAUAAGAAGGAGCUGAAAGCCCUCACAGGGGAUUACAUGGCCGGUGGGGGCAGAUCAUCCGGCCUGAUCCUCUUUGAUCUCGGUGUGUAUUUGACCUUAUUCAAAGGGAAAACAAUAUUACAAGUUUGUCCUAACUGCAGUUAUGAACUUCCUUCAGCAUCAAAUACUUUAAAGAAGGUGUCAGAUGCAUGACCAGGAAGCAAAAGCGAGAAAAAAAGUGAUUCUCACAGUUUAUAAAACAAGUUCCAUUCAAAAUAAAUGAGGAGACUCUUAUCUGCUCCCACUGGCCUGAAAGAGUCAUUUACUUCCUUCUCUACCCCCUGUAACUACAGAAAUCUUCCUCUCAGCUGGACGUGUCAUA